Molecule: messenger RNA, 2505 nt
Organism: Chenopodium quinoa (quinoa)
Lineage: Eukaryota; Viridiplantae; Streptophyta; Magnoliopsida; Caryophyllales; Amaranthaceae
Product: cucumisin-like
Exons: 10
Coding region: 19-2256 (745 amino acids)
Biological process (GO): proteolysis
Molecular function (GO): serine-type endopeptidase activity
Source: RefSeq, a predicted model, not a curated record
UCCAAAAAUUUGUAGAAAAUGACUUCCAAAUUGUUUCCUUACUAUUCAUAUGUUAAUAUCUCUCUAAUUAUCUUCUUAUUAUGGCUUCAAACACCCAUUAUUCAAGCUCAUGACGAACAUCAGAGAAAGACUUAUAUUAUAUACAUGGGGGAUCGGCAUUACUCUAAUAUCUCUGCUAAGGACUUCUAUCUGGACAUGUUGAGUGGCAUUCUUGAAAGCGUCCCUUCAGAAAAUACUUCAGAUUAUCUACUUUAUACUUACGAGAACUUCCAAGGAUGUGUCGCAAAACUUACCGAAGAUGAAGCAAAGAAAGCAUCUAGGAUGAAUGGUGUGGUUUCGGUAUUUCCUAAUCGGAAGAAGAAACUUCAUACAACCAGGUCGUGGGAUUUCAUGGGUUUCUCUCAAGAUGUUGAGAGAAGUGCGAUGGAGAGUGACAUUACUAUUGGAGUAUUGGAUUCCGGUAUUUGGCCGGAAUCCGAGAGCUUUCAAGAUAAAGGUUUCGGUCCACCACCCUCCAAAUGGAAGGGCAUAUGUCAAACUUCAAACGAUAACUUCACUUGCAACAACAAGAUAAUAGGGGCACGAUACUUUCGAGCAGAUGGAGAAAUUCCAGAAGGUGACAUAGCCUCACCAAGAGACACAAUAGGGCAUGGAACACAUUGUGCAUCAAUAGCCGCAGGAGGAGUGGUGAACAAAGCAAGUUUCCUAGGACUAGGCCAAGGAACUGCUCGAGGCGGUGUACCAUCAGCUAGAAUCGCCGUGUACAAAGUAUGUUGGACAGAUGAUUGUUGGGAAGCUGAUAUCAUGGCUGCAUUUGAUGCAGCAAUAUCAGAUGGAGUGGACGUCAUAUCGAUUUCACUUGGAAGUGAAGAAGCAUUACCAUACUUUGAGGAUACAAUUGCUAUAGGAGCUUUUCAUGCUAUGAAACAUGGGGUCUUGACUUCGAGUUCUGCUGGAAAUAGCGGUCCAAGCCUUCAUACACUCGGAAAUAUUGCACCAUGGUUACUUUCUGUUGGAGCUAGUAUCAUAGACCGUAAAUUUACCACACAAGUGAAACUUGGUAAUGGCAUGGCUAUUGAGGGAGUUUCUCUAAAUACAUUUGAAGAUGAUGAUAAGACAUUUCCCCUAAUUUAUGGAGGAGAUGCAGCAAACAAAUCAUAUGAAGAGCCAUUACUCUCCCGGUAUUGCUUGUUAGACACAUUAAAUAAAACAUUGGUGAAAGGCAAGAUUGUAAUAUGUGAUUUGCUAGUACCCGGGGAGGAGCCCUUUCUUGGUGGCGCGGCUGGGGUGAUAAUGCAAGAUGUCGAACCCCAUGAUCAUGCAUCUUCCUUUCCUCUCCCUGCAUCUUAUAUUCGUGUUGAUGAUGCUGCUCGCGUUAUCUCCUACACUAGAAAUUUAACGAGUAGUACACCAAUUGGAACAAUAAAAAGAAGUGUUCAAGUCGAGGAUACACCAGCUCCUUUCGUAGUCUCAUUUUCCUCAAGGGGUCCUAAUCCAAUCUCUCCAGGAAUCCUUAAACCAGAUUUGACUGCACCUGGAGAAAGCAUCCUAGCAGCAUAUUCACCGGUUGCAUCUCCUUCCGGAGUUAUGGGUGAUCAAAGGUCCGUGAAAUAUUCUAUAGAGUCGGGGACAUCCAUGGCUUGUCCUCAUGCCACUGCAGUUGCUGCUUAUGUUAAGUCAUUUCAUCCUACUUGGUCCGAAGCUGCCAUCAAAUCUGCUCUCAUGACUACCGCCUUGCCAAUGAGUAGUGCUACAAAUGAAGAAGCCGAAUUAGCCUAUGGUUCCGGCCAAAUCAAUCCAUUGAAGGCAAUAGACCCUGGCCUAGUAUACGACGUUGGAGUAAGUGACUACAUGAAGUUCUUAUGUAGUCACGGCUACAAUGAAACUGCAAUAAGGUUUAUCACAGGAGAAAGUAGUUGCGGUCACAAGAGAUCUACCAAUUGGGAUCUGAAUUACCCCUCAAUCGCGCUCCCUACAAGCUUAGGCCCCUUUGACACCGUGUUUACGAGGACAGUCACCAAUGUUGGUUCACCAAAUUCAACAUACAAGGCUAUAGUAACCGUGCCAAGAGACCAGCCUAUUGUGAUCAAAGUACAACCAUCUGUUUUGUCAUUCAAAUCUGCCGGCGAAAAAUUAUCAUUUAAAGUGAGAGUUUAUGGGACAAUUGGUAUGAGAGCUUUGAUAUCAUCUUCUUUGGUGUGGGAUGAUGGUCAACAUCAAGUUCGAAGCCCUAUUGUUGUUUUUAAUUUGUCUUAGAAUUGACAAGUUGAAAAAUUCUUAUUGAUCAAGAUAUGGGGAAUCGAUGUAAAAGUCAACUUUAAUUUAAUUGAAUAAUUAAUUAUCAAAAUAAUUCUAUUGAUGUACACUUUGUAUAUGAGGGUUGAAUUUAUUUAUUUAUACUUCAAGAAAUUAGUGUAUUACUGUAAUUUAUCAAAUUCAUUUACUUUUGGAACCCUUAGACUUUUUCUUAUGAUUUAUUAGGAUGUAAACUAUAUAUAAAAAUAA